This is a messenger RNA of Closterium sp. Yama58-4, 663 nucleotides long. Lineage: Eukaryota; Viridiplantae; Streptophyta; Zygnematophyceae; Desmidiales; Closteriaceae. The record is from the annotation of a GenBank genome assembly.
AUGCACUCGUCCCCAUCUCCGUGCUUACCGAAAUCAUCAUUCUCUGCUUCGAAUCUGAGAGUCCCUGUCCUCAACUGCUCAUUACUCAACUCUGCUUUCACCGGACGCAUUUCGGGAGCGCCAGUAUCAGGAGGUAGCGCUGCGACCAUUGCAUCGGCCGCCUCAUUUUCAGGGCACGUGUCGCUGUACGAUAGGACUUCUGCUGCAACGUCAGACGCAACGUCAGCCCAUCGCACGCCGUUGCUACUAGUGGAGUGUAGACGGGGGAGGUCGUCGCCUUACGACAGAGAUAGAGGGGGAAACAGAGACGGGGAGGGGAAGAGAGAGAGGGGAGGAAACAGGGACAGAAGCGGGAAUGGCGACGCGGGGAGGAGCGGACCGCUGGGUGCGGGUGGCGAUAAGGCUGACGUGGCACAGCAUCCGUACGCGAUUAAGAUAGUGACUCCACCAGCCAGAGAAUUGGGAAUUCAUUGCUUGCCCCUGAACACGCAGUGCGGCGAGACGGUGGAGAUCGAAGGGGAGAGCUACGUGGUGCUGGGAGUGACGUACCGGUACCGGCUGCACAAAGGUCGGUACACCGCGAGGGAGAGACAGCUGGAUGUGCAAUCCCGAGGCAGGUUCCUCGUGAACAUGUAUCUUACUGACAUGCUCGACAGGUCGUGA